Messenger RNA from Suillus clintonianus, 1732 nucleotides. RefSeq lists its product as uncharacterized. The coding region runs from base 1 to 1464 and encodes 487 amino acids. The record is from RefSeq and is a predicted model, not a curated record. The transcript has 6 exons. NCBI's taxonomy places the organism in Eukaryota, Fungi, Basidiomycota, Agaricomycetes, Boletales, Suillaceae.
AUGCUGCUUACCAACGAUGAAAUUGCAGCUCUAACUAAGGACAUAGCAGCUACGAAUAUCCCAACUAUUCCAGAGCUCCCCACCCCCCCUGCUCGCACACCAUCACCUCAGCCAAGUCCCACCGAAGCAGUGGACAUAGCAGCUACGUAUAUCCCAACUAUUCCAGAGCUCCCCACCCCAUCUGCUUGCACACCAUCACCUCAGCCGAGUCCCACCGAAGCAGAGGUGCCGGACACCAUUGUAGAGAUCCCAGAAUCAAUCCGUGAGGCAAACACGUCCUCUUGGGCAGCGCGGAACCCAACACGAGCGAUUAUCCGCCCCCGGACACCGCCACCUCGACUAACGGAUGCCCAGAAGGCGUCUCGCAAGAUCAAGCGGGACCAGAGGCUCGAGCGAACGAAGAACUUACACGACGCGGUCGCUGAAUACUUAAAUGCACAGAAAACAAAAAUCGAAGCACUCUCGCGGGCUCACCACGUUACUCCCAAGCACAUCAAUGAUAUCAUUGGCAGUCAGACGCAUUAUCGAACCUCGCGCAAAAAUCGACCCGCAGGCUCUCGGUACUCGUUGGCCGAACUUCGUGAGAUGGUUGCGGCUGACCCUGAAACAAAAGGCCUUACCAGGCAAGAAAAGGAAGGUUACAUUGCAGCUCUCGAGGAGCAUCGUCAAAAAAAGGUUGUUAGUGUUCGGGCGAACAAUCUGGCGGCUGCGCGAGACGUUGUAGCCACAACAGAUAGGAUCGUGAAGGAGCUGGAUGAUCUGCGAGUUCGGACUGGUGUCUACGGCACACUAUUUGUCGUCCGCGGUCACAUCAACGACACCAUUCAAAGUGCGAUGCACGGCACAGAUAAUUCCGAAGAUUUUUGGGAGGAUGUGUACGAGCAUCCCAUGGCUGACUUUCUUAGGCAAUACGAACAGUGGGCGUGCACCCAGAAUCAAAACCUCAAUGAACGUGACUCUUUGGAAGCUGUGAGAAAGCAGGUACGCAGACUGAUCCUCCGGGGCCUAGUUGCCGUGACUGGCAAAAAAGAUAUUGUAAUGAAUUACAAUAACUACGAAACAUCUGUCAUCGAAACAUAUGGAGUGCGCCUUGUGGGCUGGCCCCAUGGUGUCAAGUUCACCAGCCCUUCGAACAUCGGGACCGUCGGCGACAUUUGCAAGCUCCGUGAUGCUCUCAAGGCACGUAUGUGCUACUGGACCGUUUUAUCACCGGCGGAGGUCAAAGCUCAUGCGUCUGAACUCGAUACACGACGUUCAGCUGGGGAAGUUGUUCGGAAACCACGAAAAAAGCGUUCGGAUGCUGGAGUACCUCGGAAGCGUAAGGACGGGUCUAGCGCAGGACGGGCAAAUAAGGAGAAUCAUAGACCAUUGAAGAGAGCAAAGAAGAACCCUGCCCAGCUCCAGGAAGGUCCUAAAAGCGCUGAAUUUGUGGAAUCUUCUGACGAAGAGGAGGGGGAUGAAUAGUAGUCUUACAUUGCCUUAGUCUACUUUGAUGGACCCAUAAGACUCGUAUACGUAAUGCAAUUAUUACUGGUGUGCUGUUCGUCGAAACACGCCGUCAAUCCGACCACUUUUGAGUGAGAUACUCGAGCUCAACGUGUCACACAACGAGCUCGAACGUUCCCGUCACUAUGCGAUGUUGGGCACGCUAUAUAAAGUCCCUAGCUAUCCAGGAGAUAUUGGAGGAGGCUUUGAUUCACUAUAUCCGCCUGAUCUUACAGGUGCGACACAC